This is a messenger RNA of Pyrus x bretschneideri (Chinese white pear), 1271 nucleotides long. Its product is annotated as agamous-like MADS-box protein AGL11. Lineage: Eukaryota; Viridiplantae; Streptophyta; Magnoliopsida; Rosales; Rosaceae. Gene Ontology annotation, biological process: positive regulation of transcription by RNA polymerase II. Gene Ontology annotation, cellular component: nucleus. The transcript is spliced from 9 exons. The coding region runs from base 236 to 910 and encodes 224 amino acids. The record is from RefSeq and is a predicted model, not a curated record. Gene Ontology annotation, molecular function: RNA polymerase II cis-regulatory region sequence-specific DNA binding; protein dimerization activity; DNA-binding transcription factor activity, RNA polymerase II-specific.
CUCACACACACACACACAAUUCAAAGUUGGACAAAGUAAGAAAGAGGCUAUAAUUGGCGUGGGAAAGAGGACUUGCCUACAAGCUUUGGCUUCUUUGGGAUUAGAUAUUUCCGAAAGCUGAGGUGAGGUCAAUUGAAGAGAAGACCCAAAGGAGUUGUGGGGAGUUGUGGAACCCUAAAGUAAAGGUAGGAGGUUGGUUCGCUCUUGGAUCUGAUCAAAGUAAUUAGAUAUUAAGAUGGGGAGGGGAAAGAUUGAAAUCAAGAGGAUUGAGAACACGACGAAUCGGCAAGUGACCUUCUGCAAACGAAGAAAUGGGCUGCUGAAGAAAGCAUAUGAACUAUCCAUUCUCUGUGAUGCUGAAAUUGCCCUCAUUGUCUUCUCUAGCCGGGGCCGUCUCUACGAGUACUCUAACAACAACAGUAUAAGAAACACCAUAGAGAGGUACAAGAAGGCAUGUUCAGAUAGCACAGGACCAUCUUCUAUUACUGAAAUUAAUGCUCAGUAUUAUCAACAGGAAUCGGCAAAACUGAGGCAACAGAUUCAAAUGCUGCAGAACUCUAACAGGCACUUAAUGGGAGAUGCCUUGAGUAAUCUGACUGUGAAAGAACUAAAGCAGCUGGAGAAUAAGCUUGAACGAGGCAUGACUAGAAUCAGGUCCAAGAAGGAUGAAAUGCUGAUUGCAGAGAUUGAGUACUUGCAGAAAAAGGAGAUUGAGCUGGAAAACGAAAAUGUUUAUCUUCGAACUAAGAUAUCAGAAGUUGAGAGGCUUCACCAGGCAAACAUGGUUUCUGUGCCAGAGAUGAAUGCAAUCCAGGCAUUAGCUUCUCGCAAUUUCUUUAGCCAGAAUAUCAUUGAGGGUGGAGGAGCUACCUUCCCACAGCAAACCAAGAAGAUUCUCCAUCUUGGGUAAUUAAUUAGCUUUUUGGAGGCAGAAUCUUCAAAUGCAGGAAAUGCUACCUCUGUCACCUCAAUCUUCUUAAUUAUAUCGAGAUAUUAAUAUGAUGAUUUAUCUUCUCUCAUGUGUUCGGAACGAACAUUGACUUUUUCAACAAGAUUUCUAAUUAGUAGCUUAAUUAUGUAUUUGUAAGGAUUGUAAUAUGACUUUGGGAUUUAGUACCUAGUACUACCCAGAAUAAUUUUUUUUUAAAAUACUACGCAGAAUAAUUACUACACUAUGUCUUGUAAUUUAAUUAAUUAGCUUAAUUAGGGCAGUGAUGAUGAACUAUUCGUUACAUACGAUGAGAUAAUGAGUAGCUGGGUUUCCCAGUUUC